AUGCAGGAGGCACCGGCCGCGCCCGCGGAGUCGGGUCCCAGCUGCGCGCCCGCCCUCCUCGGCAAGCUGCGGGCGCUGGUGCGCGACCCGCGCACCGACCACCUGAUCCGCUGGAGCCCGAGCGGGGCCAGUUUCCUCGUCAGCGACCAGAGCCGCUUCGCCAAGGACGUGCUGCCCCGGUACUUCAAGCGCAGCAACAGGGCAAGCUUCGAGCGGCAGCUCAACAUGUACGGUUUGGGGAAGGUGGUGAGCCUCGCGCAGGGCGGCCCCGGGCCGGAGCGCGACCACGUGGAGUUCCAGCACCCGAGUGUUGUGCGUGGCCGAGAGCAGCUGCUGGAACGUGUGCGGCGCCAGGUGCCCGCCCUGCGCAGCGACGACGGACGCUGGCGCCCCGAGGGCCUGGGCUGGCUGCGGGGCGAGGUGCAAGCGUUGAGGGGAGCGCAGGAGAGCGCCGAGGCCCCGCUGCGGGAGCUCAGGCAGAGCAAUGAGAUCUUAUGGAGGGAGGUGGGGACCCUGCAGCAGCGCCACAGCCAACAGCAUUGGGUCAUGGGCAAGCUGAUCCAGUGGCUCUUGGGGCCACUUCAGGCCGGGCCCAGCAGCACAGGAGUUAGGAGAAAGCUGUCCCUGAUGCUGGAUGAGGGGAGUUCAUGCCCAACACCCACCAAACUCAGCGCCUGCCCCCCUCCUGGUGCCCUCCUGCGGGACUCCUACUUUAUACAGUUGAUAGCCUUCUACUUACAGCCCCUCCCAGAGACCAGCUUGGGCCUCAGCAGUCCUCACAGGGCAAGAAGUCCCAUCAUCUCUGACAUCCUGCAAGACUCUCCAUCUCCUGAAGGGACCAGGCUUUUUCCCUGCAGUGCUGGUAAGAGGGAGAAGGGCCUGGCACUGCUCGAGGAAAAGCCAGCGAGCCCGGGGGGGGGGGAAGGCCAGGCCAGGCUGACCCUAGCCCCAAAGGAGUGUGACUUCUGCGCAACAGCCCCCCCACAGCUGUCUUUGGCAGUGGUGCAGGCCACCUUGGAAGGGAAGAGCUUCAGCCCUGAGGAACCCAGGAAUGCCCAGCAGCCUGAGCCAAGGAGUCCCAGGGAGGUCCCUGAGAGGGGGCCGCUGGGCCUGGAGAGGGGGGAUCAGAGCCCAGAGAGUCUGCUACCUCCCACACUGCUUCGGGCUCCCCCUGAAAGUGUGGCGCCUGCAAGGCCCCUAGAUGUGCUGGGCCCCAGCCUCCAAGGGCAAGAAUGGACCUUGAUGGACUUGGACAUGGAGUUGCCCCUAAUGCAGCCCUUGGUUCCAGAGACGGAUGAGGAGACCGAGUUUGCAGUCAAGGGGUUGAAUUCUCCUGGUAAUGGGAAGGACUCCACACCUGGGACACCACCCGUGCUGGAUCUCCAAGCAGCUUUGGGAGGCCCAGCCUUUGGCCUGCCUGGAGCUUUAGCCAUUUACAGCGCCCCUGAGAGCCGAGCUUCCCCCCUCGCCAGUCCCUCCCCCUGGGAAGGCCUCGGCUCUGAGGCCGGCCGCAGCACGCCCUUCUCGGCUCCCUGGCGCCCCCCGGAGGAGGCUGAGCGAAGUCCCGGCUACUGGCGGUCCCUCUCCAUGGCCAAGCCCCGCGCACAAACUCAUUUCCCCCCUGCGUCUCUGGUCUUUUCUCUGCCGCCCAGGGAGAGAUCGCGGGUGCCGGGGGGAGGGACUUUACAUUCGUACAAGCAUCCAGAUGCUGGAGCUUUAACGGAGGCACCGCUGGAGAGUGGCGGUGCUUGGGUAGCGCCUAGUUCUCCUGCUCCCGGCUGCACCCAGGGCCGGCGCGCAGCCAACGCAGCCUCCAGGAGGAGGGGGCUUCUGGGUCACAGUUCAGCAGUGCAUCCACUUUGUGAACCCGGGUAAGCUGGUCUCCUCCGAGCCUCAUCUGUGACAGCAAGAGGGGUCCACCACAGAAUAGGGGCACAGCCCCCGGGCACUGCCAGGCUCGGAAGGGCACUGGGCACUUGGGGCGCAAGCCGAACUGCU
Talpa occidentalis (Iberian mole) is the source of this 1998-nucleotide messenger RNA. RefSeq names its product heat shock transcription factor 4 (gene HSF4). Lineage: Eukaryota; Metazoa; Chordata; Mammalia; Eulipotyphla; Talpidae. Gene Ontology annotation, molecular function: sequence-specific DNA binding; DNA-binding transcription factor activity. The record is from RefSeq and is a predicted model, not a curated record. Gene Ontology annotation, biological process: regulation of DNA-templated transcription.